AUGCUUUUCUAUGCCUCCUUCAAUAUGGAAUUGUAUAUACAAUCAUGUUAUGUUCAUGAUAAAAACAAGACUUCAGUAAUCGGGAAACACCAAAGUGCCAUAACAUGUGGAGUAUUUUCAAAUAAUGAUUGGCUUGCGCUUGGUUCAACCGAUUCAAUGAUCACUGUUAGCAGCAUUAAUGGUGACUUGAUAUAUUCGUUCAUGAAUAACACGGAACCAUCACUGAUUAAAUUCUGUGACCGGAAACAACCAAAUGAUAAGAAUGCUAAGUCUGACCUUGUGGUAAGUGCUGUUUUGGAUCAAAAUAUUAUAGUAUUGGCAGAAUUGAAUGGUGAUAGAGAACCUAUCAAUCUUCAAUGUCAAGCUCGUUAUGGUGAAAUCGUAACAUAUUGCUGGUAUCGGAGUAAUUUUUUAUUAUUGGGUUUUACUAAAGGCUUUCUUGUUUGCGUUUCAACGAUUGCCUCAGAGAUUGGUCAAGAAAUAUAUGUAGUACAGGAUUUCAAAACAUAUUUGUCCUCUAUUUGUAUUAGUGAGGCAUCCUCAAAAAUUCUACUAACUGGUGACAGUCAGAUACGGAUACGUGAACUGAGUCAACUUGAUGAAAUUGUUGAAAUUAUUGAAGUGGACAGUAAGAAUAAUGACUUAUAUAGUACUGCAACAAAUUACGAUGGACAAUUGGUUGCCAUCAGUACUCAUUCCGGCACAUUGCAUUUGUUUCUAACAAAAAUGCCCAUACUUGGAGCCGUUUACCAGAAUACUAUUGCAAUUUUGUCAUCAUUGAAUGAAAUAACUCUUUUCAAAGAAGGAGAAAAGAAUCCAUUAACAGUAGUGAAAAUCGAACUGGAACCAACAGGAAUCGCACUAGGUCCAAAACAUAUUGCCAUUUCAAUAAAUAAUCGUGCAUGGCUGUACGAAAUUAUUGGAACGAAAGAAGUCCGGUACGUCUAUGAAAUUGAAUAUUUGUCAACAAUUAAUGCCAUGCAUUUGAAUGAGAAAUACGCUGUUGCUAAACUGGAUAAUCGGGCACAGUUACGAAAGCUGUAUGAUGAAAACGGGAAAUACAGUACCGAGGGAAAUGGAUUUCUCAUUCCGGAUUCAGAACAUGCUAAUUAUGGGCUUCAGGACAUUACACUCACUGAUAAUUUCCUCAUUUAUUGCACGAACGAAGGGCAUCUAUAUUACUAUUCAUUAGCAGAUGAAGCAUAUGUGAACGAAUACAAACAUGUGGCAAGAAUAACAUCAUUAUACCCGGAACCAGGAGGAAUUAAACUUUGUUUUUUCGAUGAACACUUAAAUGCUUACAUCUACAGUCCUGUUGAUGACGAGCCUAUCAAAAUUCCCUCAAUCGAUUCUACUGCUCAUUUAAAGAACUGUUUAUGGGAAAAUUUCUCCGUGGAUCGCGAUACAUUUGUUGUAUGUGACUCUGAUACUGUUCAUGUUUUUCUUAUAUCCAAGAAUCAAAUAGAAAAUAUUUCAUUGAUAAAAAUUGGAUUUACAAAGAUACCAUACGGAUAUAUUCCAAUGAUGCUUUCUAAGGGAAUUUUGCAUUGUCAAAUGCAAAAUGGACGUAUUGGUAGUGUACUGUUAGAGAGUCAUCGAACUGAUAUGGUAUUCGAUGGGAAAUCCUUAACUACUCUGGGAGAGUUAUUGGAUCAAUCACUUAGUCUUAAAAGAUGGAUGUAUGCGUGGCGUAUAUGCGAAUAUACAAAAAUUCAUGAACACUGGAACAAAUUCGCAAUCGCAGCCACAAAAAAUGGCGAAGUGGAUUUAGCGAUUCGAAUUUUUAAGCAGAUCGAUGCAGUGGGUAUUGUUUGGAGUUUGGAAGAAAUACAAUAUAUUGAGGAAAAGAAUUUGUUGAAUGGAUAUUUGGCGCUACUAUUAGGGAAUUUUGAUAUAGCAGAAGAAUUUUUUUUACAGUCGAGUAAGCCAAGAGAAGCUUUGGAUAUGCGUCGGGAUCUGUUACAUUGGGAUAAAGCAUUGAGUUUGGCAACACGUUUGGCUGAGGAAGAAGUACCGAUGAUUUCAAAAGAAUAUGCGCAGCAAUUAGAAUUCAUGGGAAAUUACAGUCAAGCAUUGAUACAGUACGAAAAUGGUUUGAUAGAAAAUCCAGACGAAAGUAAUGAGCAGAUUCUGGAACAUAAUGAAAUGUGUAACUCAGGCAUUGCUCGGAUGUGUAUUCGUACAGGAGAUAUUCGAAAAGGAAUUGAAAUUGCUGCAAGUAUUGAAGGACGAGCUAUCAAACGUGACUGCGCGAUAAUUCUAGAACAGCUAAAGCAGUACAGUGAUGCAACAUAUUUAUAUGAACUUGGGCAUUUUUAUGAUCGAGCUGCUGCAGUUUCGCUGAAAGCAAAGAAUUGGACUAAGGUGGGCAGUCUUUUACCCAAAGUUCAUUCGCCAAAAAUUCACACAGUUUAUGGUAAAGUGAUGGAAGGAGAGAAAAAGUACAAGCAGGCUGCAAUAGUAACGUUUC
Messenger RNA from Acanthocheilonema viteae, 2470 nucleotides. The record is from the annotation of a GenBank genome assembly. Lineage: Eukaryota; Metazoa; Nematoda; Chromadorea; Rhabditida; Onchocercidae.